Solanum dulcamara is the source of this 797-nucleotide messenger RNA. RefSeq names its product mitochondrial zinc maintenance protein 1, mitochondrial. Bases 57 to 383 code for a protein of 108 amino acids. The transcript is spliced from 2 exons. NCBI's taxonomy places the organism in Eukaryota, Viridiplantae, Streptophyta, Magnoliopsida, Solanales, Solanaceae. The record is from RefSeq and is a predicted model, not a curated record. Gene Ontology annotation, biological process: mitochondrial respiratory chain complex III assembly.
UAUUCACUGUGAUUAAAAUAGUCCACAAUCACAGAGACCAGUUUGAUAAGCAGAAGAUGGCGAGCGGGAGAGCAGUAGAAGCACUUCGAGCUUACAGAUCAGUGCUGAAGGCCACUCACAAAGCCUUCGCCGGAGAUACUUUCAUGCUCCAACAAUCCGCCGCCGAGGUCAGAAAGAAAUUCGAGGAGAAUCGCCACGUCACCUCGGAGGCUGAUAUUCAGAGGCUAUUGGAGGAUGCAACUGAUGCGUCUUUGUUCAUAUCCACUAUGAUUGUACAAGCCAAAGCUACACCCUCCGGUGCUUUCGUGGUGAAGCCUGAGAAAGAACAUGCUGGAGCAACGCUCGAGAUUCCUUCUGAAGAGAUUCUUAAGAAGUCUGCUUGAGCAUAUUCAAGGAAGCUCAGAGUAUUUAGACUCCUGCGUUGACAUUUUAUCUUUCAUAAACCGUGAGUUUGUCUUUUGAGUUUCUCCAAUUGGAAUUUUCUCGGAGAUUCUGCUUUCUCCAAGGUCAUGGCAUUUCAGUCUUUCCUGUUUUUGUUAUAUUUAGGCCAUAAUUAGUGGAUAUUACAUCCAUCUAUCUAUACCUCUCUCCUUUGUGUCACCACAACCACCUUAGAAAGCAAGCAGAUGCUGCUUUGCUUAGACAUGGCUACUGUGAUAAAUGAUUAAAAGGUUAGUUGGACCAAGUGUGCCACUAAAUAGAGUUUAAGUUUUAUUUGUUGACAGUGUAAAAUAUUUGCACAAUGAGUGUAAUAUGCCCUGCUCCAAUAGGGUAUGAUCCCUUUUUGCACCAACUAA